AUGAUGAAUGUUGGAGUUCCAGUGAAAACAGUAAAGUUAAAUGAUGUGCGAAAUCUUUUAAAAAAGCAUUUCGGUGAAGAUUGGGCUUCUUACGAUUAUUUACAAUAUUACAGUUUUCUUCAAGAAGAACGAAAUGAGACUGUUAUAGAAGAAACUGAUAAUGAAGAAACCAUAAUCCAUGAAGAAAUAGACCUAAGAGUGUAA
Molecule: messenger RNA, 204 nt
Organism: Pieris macdunnoughi
Lineage: Eukaryota; Metazoa; Arthropoda; Insecta; Lepidoptera; Pieridae
Source: the annotation of a GenBank genome assembly